Molecule: messenger RNA, 3400 nt
Organism: Cuscuta campestris
Lineage: Eukaryota; Viridiplantae; Streptophyta; Magnoliopsida; Solanales; Convolvulaceae
Source: the annotation of a GenBank genome assembly
CAUCUUCCCAUUUCUCCAAAUCUGUUGUUGCCACCAAUCGAUCAACUUCCCAUUUCUUGACCAGCAGAAAACUCUUCCCAUUUCUUAACCUGAAACUCUGGGAGACAUUGAGAAAGGCGAGACUUUCUCUCUCUAGGGUUUGAGACGCCGUAACAUUGUGCGACUCCCUUAGAUUUGCCAUUCCUCUUGAAUAUGUGGAUCAUUUUUGAUGAUUUUUGUUUAUCUUAGAGCGAAAUUAGAAGCUCUUCCAUAAUCUCAAUUUUUCGCUGAAGAAUUGGGGCUGAAUCGUGGUGAAUUGCAGAUUCAAAUUGCGUAGUCACUGUUCAUCUUCAUACUUCGCAGGUACAAUUUCAUCUGGGUUUUUACAAAAUUGAAGGCCAAUUCUUGGGUAUUUUGAGCGACUUGCUAGGCCUAAUCACCUUCUAAAGUUUGUUGAUCAAUCCAAACAAAGAUUCGUGGCUUUUGGAUGAAAUUGUAAUUUCGAGACACUGUUCACAGUGUGAAUCUACCAGCGAUGCAAUAGUAACUUACACGGCUCUCUGGUUUCUACACUUUUCAUUGAAAGAUGCAAUCACAACUUUGCUCAACUUAUUCAGCCUUCUCCCUCGGUUUCUGCUUUGUCUGGCAGGUAAUUUAGAUGGCCUUGCUCGACAAGAAGAUUCUUACAGAAACGUGUCAAGGUUUACAAGAGUCCUGCUGAAUGACAGAUAUGUCUCUCCGAAGGUUUGCCUCAUUUGAUUCUUCUUGAACUUCUGAACCAUCUUAAGGACAAAGACAGAGAUAUGGGUCUGAUUCUCAUCUUAUCCAAUGAAGGUAUUUCUGAUGAGGACCAAACAAGUCCUCCCAAUCUAUAUAAGAGUCAUUGCGAGCACCUACUUCAACCUUUCCGGAGAUCUUUUCACGCUCUUUGGGUGUAGGUUUUAUCCGACUUACCACUCUUAAUGUGGUCUUUGGUCCUAUUAAGGUGGAGGGUUCAAUUUUUGAUAUUAGUUUGAGGGAGCAUUAAAUGGCGGGUGGUAUUCACAUCCCUCACAGUGACAAAAGGUUUGCUGGAUUCAGCAAGGAUUCAAAGCAACUAUAACCUGAGGGAUGCCAGGUCAGCUUAUCUUUGUAGACUUCGUGAACAUGAAGUUGGGUUUUGCUAUUCCAUCUUUUUCACAUGCCCACCCCCUUUUCUCCAAAUUUUAUCACUACCCUGACCAUUCUUCUCCUUCACCUGGCUUGGCAACUUGAGACGGCAAUAGACACUGCUGCUGUAGUUCCAUAUAGUAGGAAGAGGUGACAACAACCUUCGGCCCCCUUGCAGAAAAAGAAGAAAAUAUAUUCUGAUUCUUUAAAUACAAAUCAAUAUAUUAUCUGCUCUUUUCAAAGAUGAACGAUGAAGCUACUCUAUCGAGCAUUGGAAUCUUGCCGCAUCCACCUCUUGUGGUGAUAUGAAGUUUGAAACAUACAAAUUAAUUGGCCUAAAAUUAUAAUGGUGAUGAGAUCCACACAUUAUAGUUGGAAGGCAGUAAAGGCGGGAAAUGAGGCACAUCUAAAUGAUGCACUCGAGGAAAUAGAGAAGGUUCUUGGCAGGCUAGCAGCUCGGAUAACAACCGCGGUUCAACUUUCAAGGCUAGCAUCCUACAUCAAAACUAUUCGGGGAGUGUUGUUCGCUGAUAAUCACCCACCACCUUAGAGGUAUGCUAUCUGUAUUGCUCUUUAUGCUGAUUCAUGAGGUAUGAUGUAACUAAACCACAUUUAGGGAUGGAACCAGUGCUACACGAAUAUGAGUAUUGUAUAAGUGAAUAACAAUAAAAAGAACAACCUCAAAGUCUAGAUGGCAAUUUCUCAUAACCAUAAUAAAGACACUUCAUGGGAUUAGAAUCAAUAUUAAAAAUAAAAACUUUUAAGUCUUUCAAACUUUACUACAUUCAUAUAAGAGUACUAAUCUAUACGGAGAAGCGAAUAAACUAAUUUUAAUAUGUGAUCUCAAUUCUUUGAGUCCCUACCACAGUUUGUUAUAUAGUUGUUCAUCUAUUGGGGUGCUAUGCUACGUUUCACCAGCCUAGCUUUUUAAAGUGAAACGAACUUCCCCUGUUUAGUUGGUAUUAGUUCCUUGCGUAUUCCUUAACACCCAAACUAGAAUAUCCAGCUGAUCAGUAUGACAUGUGACAAAGUUUAAAUUCGAUAGUCUCAAAGCUCCUAUAUACACAUUUGAAGUUUGAACACACGUCUUAAAAAUGAAAAAAUUCACUAAGCCUAGAAUUGUAAUACUAUUAGGCCUAGGAUUAUCAUUAAUUGGAAUAAUUUGUUUAUUUAUAUUUAUUACUCCCUCCGUCCUAAAAUUAAUUUCCCAGUUCAGUCAAACUUUUUAAACUUUGACCGUAAAUUAAGGAAAAAAUACAUUGAAUUUUUAUAUAAAUUUAUUAGCAAUAGAUUUAUUUUGAAAUAUAGUUUUAAAAUAUAUAAUUUUUAUAAAAUAUAUUUAUAUAAAAAUUAAGAUAUUUAUAGUCAAAGUGUCGUAUUGGAGACCGUGAAAAGUCAAAUGAGAAAUUAAUUUUAGGACGGAGGGAGUAUUUUUAAUACUGCUCUAAAAAGGGAUAUGAAGAUCUCUUAGACUCUGGUAUAUAUAAAAAAGAAAAAAAACUGCAGUGGUAGGUUUUAUAUGGUUCCUCUAGCAAAAGUUAUUUGAUGUAGAGUCAGCUUUGUUCAAAGUUUAAAAGAUUUUGGUGGCUAAAUGAUAUGAGUUGUAUAAUUAGGCAGGGAAUACAACCCAGUGUGCGUGUUUGAAGCCAGUUGUAAUAAGUCUAUUUUAGUCUCAACUUAAGGUAUGUAUUUUGACUAAAUGUAUACUUUGACCACACCAUGUAGGUUUUUAGUCCAGAUAAUGCGGCUAUUUUAGUCUCAACUUAGGUAUAUAUUUUGCCUAAAUGCAUACUUUGACAAUAUAAACACUGCACCAUCUAAUGUUUGUUUCCAUUGUCUGAGCAUCAGAGCUAACCUAUAGUACAAGGACGGCUUUCAUCACUGCUUACAUGCGUCUGUGGUGCACUGCUUCUGUGAUAUUAGAUGAUUAUGUAAAAAUAGGUUGGCUCAGUGCAUCUUUGGAAGUCCUCACUUUGUUUAUGUUGUCAUCAGUGCUGAUUUUUCUAUCAAACACGGUCACAUGGCCAUGACUAACAAAAUGCAUACUUAUUAUCCCUGCUUUUACUCCUCCCGACAUAUAUAGCAGAAAUUUCCCCUAGAUAUUGUCACAUUAUAAAGGCAUCUACAAAAGAGAUGUAGCGAGAAUGACUGGAUCCUAAAUCAACCCCGUCGCAGCACAUCAGCACCAUAUACCAAGGUAUGGGCUACCAAUCAUUUGUUUUUAUAACUUAUUUUCAUAUUUACAUACAAUGGCUAAGUUUUGUUCUACAUG